Cololabis saira (Pacific saury) is the source of this 2026-nucleotide messenger RNA. It is a transcript of the gene slx4ip, whose product is annotated as SLX4 interacting protein. Bases 27 to 1295 code for a protein of 422 amino acids. The record is from RefSeq and is a predicted model, not a curated record. NCBI's taxonomy places the organism in Eukaryota, Metazoa, Chordata, Actinopteri, Beloniformes, Belonidae. The transcript has 7 exons.
AGAUUAAAUUUGACAACUGUAGAGCAAUGGCUCCCGAAAAAUUUGUCAUUAAGUGUGGGAACUUUGCUGUGCUAGUGGAUCUCCAUGUUGUGUCCCCGGGCGGCCAAGAGGACGCCAGCUGGUUUACUACAAGCCACAUCAAGGAGGUUACAUCCUUGGUUCGGGACGCUGUGGACCAGAGGGUCAAGCAGUACAAGGAACUUCUCCACAACAGACGGCAGCCCAAGCAGAAGAAGGACCUGGGACCUGCUUCAACUUUCUUUGUGAAAGGAGAAAGUUUCAACCUGGUGGCCAAUUUUCUGAAGCGGCACUCCAAUCUCAGAUGUGUUGUCAAGCAGGAUUUGCGCUUGUUUCCUGAGCGAUAUCUUGUGUGUGUGAGCCGUCCAGUGGAUGCCUCAGCGCACCAUAGAAACCCGAGCCCGGUCGCGACUGAGCUGAACGAACAAAGCAGAUCCGAAUAUUUUUCCAGUGUGGGAGAAACCCAAGAGCUUUUAAACAGCUCGACGAAAACAAAGAAGUCUGUGCUUCAAAAGAUAGCCAAACAUGCCAGUGCCCAUCAAGAACUCUGCGGUUCCACAACAAGGAAACAGCAGAUUAAAGCUGGAAAGUCAGAAUCAAGCUUGAAAGCUGCGCCUAGCUCUGCAUCGAAGAAGCGAGAAGCAGACCACAACGUGCCAUGUAAGAGUUCCUCGACCGAGCCAGAGGCUCAGAAACAAACUAGUCAAAAGCAGAAUCAAGAGGCUGACAACAGUCGGUCAGACAGCAUCAACAUAAACAGAGUCUCGUCACAUUUCUGCCAACAUGAAAUGGGCUGUGAGAGCAGCAAGAGAUGCAAACCCAGUGAUUCUGAGGAAGACCCUCAACCACAACAGGCUAAGAGAACAUGCCUCGAGAGACCACAAGCUACAAUGCAAGCCCACUCCACCGAGCCCUCUUCACAAACAUCCAAGCAUGACCUUCCUCCUCAGCCACCCUUUCCUCUAGUCAAAGCCAAGGCACAGUCGAAGGCUUUCCCUGUCUCAGAGUGCAAGAAAGCCACACUGGAAGUAGAGCUGCUUACUCCAGGGAAACGGGCCCAGAAGCUCCCCCUCACCAGCAAUAACACAGCACAGAGAAACCAAAACACGCUGGCCACAAGUCUGAGGGGCCUAUCUGUCAAGCCUGCAUCCUCGAGCUCGUCUAUUGGUUCCAGAUCCACGCUCGCGGAGGAGGCGAGUGAAAAUGUGCCCAGAGCGUCCAGAUUACGACUGAAGAGGUCCCGAAAGGGAGAGACAAACUGUAGUAAAGAUCUUUGACGCCACAGAGGUAGAGAUAAUAUUCUGUCAAGCUUCAGGUUUGUAGUCCACGUGGUCUCCCCAGAACCCCCCCCUCCCCUCCUAGAACACUGCAAUAUCUUGUUUUCACUUGUGCCAUAUACACAUAUCACACUGACACUCGAGCGCUGGAGUUAUGCUUUUGUCAGAUACUUGAAACAGACGUUGCCUCCACCCUUAAGUCGUGGUGGUAAAGAGGCUCGCAAACGAAAGUCAAAAACCUUUAAUUGGAGUUUCGAUUUGGUUUUGUGCUGAAGAUUGGGGAUUUCAGACAGGCAGGAGCCAUGCAGUACGUCAUGGCUUUCAGUCUGAAAUACUGGCUCCUCCGCGUCUGAAAACUGUCCAGUAACGCUGCUGAAGCUCAAAUGUGAUUGAUGGCAGUUUCCAGAUUUAUUUCAUCACCACAUUCUCAAAAAAAAAAAGACUUUUCUGCUUAAGCUUCCUUCACAUACAAUUUGCUUAAUACUUAGUUGGUAAGCACCUGAAACGAAUAUAUAUAGAAAUGUUUUAAGCAGCUUUUAUUCUGAACCAAGAAUAUUUGACUAUGUAAGCAGCAGUAGCAGUACUUUAAAGACAGGACAGCGACAGUAUCACAUGUUAAACUGUAGCUGCCUCUGAAUUUUAUGGGGCUCAUACUCUCAUUCAGAAAUCAUCAUCUUCCAUUUCAUGACAUAUGGCUGCCUCCAUUUAUAUUUGGUUUUUAUUUUUUAUGA